Eurytemora carolleeae is the source of this 809-nucleotide messenger RNA. RefSeq lists its product as uncharacterized. Bases 1 to 642 code for a protein of 213 amino acids. The transcript is spliced from 6 exons. The record is from RefSeq and is a predicted model, not a curated record. Lineage: Eukaryota; Metazoa; Arthropoda; Copepoda; Calanoida; Temoridae.
AUGAAUGUAGGAUUCUGUAUUGAUUCUGAUGUUCUGGUUGGAUACGAUACAGAACAUAUUCUAGCUCCUCAGAUUCAUUGGCAGAUAGCAGGCUCCUUGAACACCUUUCAGAUUGAGAUUAUAGAAAUGAGUGGAGAGGAGCGUUCUGGUUCUCCAGGUGCUUUGGCAGAUCAUGUACCCCUUCUUAAACUACAUGUUCAGGGUAUAGAUGGUGAGGUAGAACUGACCCAAGGACGGAUAUUGAAAGCCCAGCUCCGGGUCGAAUCUUUAAACCUAGAAGAUAGAGAUCUAGAGGCACCAAACCCAAGUAUUUUGAUCACCCGGGAUGAAUCAAAUUUCUUCCAACUUGAGUACAUCUCAAACCAAAGCCCUGAUAUCUGUUGUACUCCAAACCUAAACUUGAACCUGAACCAGACCCCGGAGAAUCCUGCUGAAUCCAGGUUGAAUUCAAGAUUGAAGAUAACAGUCCGGCUGGAUACCCUACACAUCUAUCCUUAUACCCUAGUCAAACUUUAUCAUCUUGCUUCACAAACCCUGGAGCAAGGAGGACAAUUAGAUUCAGAUAGCGUCAACUCAUCUAUUCAGACAGAGGAUAGUUUAUCUGGAAAUAUAUCUGGUACAUCUACUAGUGGUAGUAAAUAAAUAAAUAAAUAAAUAUUUUAUUAGGCACAUAAUUAUACAUUUACAAGGGUUAAAAACACAUUGAUGAAUUCUAUGAUUAUUACAGUGCCGGGAAACCCGGAGAGCUCAAUAUCUGGCUGUCUGGUCCAGGUCCCUGAAAACUUUAGAUUUAUGCGGCGUAUGAUACG